Messenger RNA from Ooceraea biroi (clonal raider ant), 7030 nucleotides. Its product is annotated as fatty acyl-CoA reductase wat. Gene Ontology annotation, molecular function: alcohol-forming very long-chain fatty acyl-CoA reductase (NADP+) activity. The record is from RefSeq and is a predicted model, not a curated record. Gene Ontology annotation, biological process: long-chain fatty-acyl-CoA metabolic process. Lineage: Eukaryota; Metazoa; Arthropoda; Insecta; Hymenoptera; Formicidae. Gene Ontology annotation, cellular component: peroxisome.
GAAUAUGCUCCCGCAGUUUGUCGGUUAAAACCCGGGACACCCUGUAUAUAUAUAAAAUAUAUAUAUAUACCUAAGUGAAGUAACAAAUAGCGAGCGGCACUAUGAAAAAACGCGAUUCACAAAUUAUUGACAGAAGUGUCGAAGCAGCGACACCAUCCAGAAUUCAAUUUUCAUUGCAUCCUGCGAGGUUGAUUUGGCGGAGAAAAAAGGGAAAAGUAGGUCUAAAAGAAAUCGAUAUACACUGAAGCAAACUCGCUCGUCGUUUAAGGCAAAAACAGUUAUAUGUGCAUUGAAUUAGAAAGGUAUAGCGUGCUAAACCUUAUAAUCAAUAGAAUACACACGUUGUCUACGACUGUACAUACAUACGUAUCUAAGUCUGUUAUUCUCUUUGCACACCGGUAAUCGCGAGCAACGAUUGUCAAGGAGCCGCUUCCGGGACGGCAAUCGCGAUCGCGGGAAAGGCGCGGCGUGCAGCGAUUUUCUCGGUACUACCACAACGUGCCUUGCUUUAAAUAUUUAAGUGUCCUUGUAAUUAUGGAGAAAUGAAACGGCAUUUUGACCGACGAUCUCUCGGAGAUCUCAGUCUGGAAGAAAAAAAGGAGGAAAAAAUAAGACUCCCACUGCAUAUUUAGUAAAUAUUAUUUACCGAAACGUCGCGUCACUAUCCAUCAGGCGAAGAAUGCCACAUAACGAGAAUACUCACUCAUGCAUGCACGCCCGUCGUGAAAGUGACGAUCACAGUAUUAUCAGCUAUAUAAAUAAAAGCUAUUCGAAGUAUUCGAGUCGGACGUAAGAUACACGUAUUAGGUAUCGAACUAUGGACCACAGUUCACGCUGGAUUAUUUCCGUGUGAAAUAAAUUAUACGAGCGAAUAAUACCGAUCGCCGUCGAUCAUCCGAUCGGUGGAUUUGCGAUAACAAUCAGAAAAGAGAAAAACAAUAAUGAUAGACGCUGUAUACGCGUGUAUACGUCGAAUUGCGCUAAUAAAUCUAUCUUUAAAAAAUGAAUUAAAAAAUAAAAGGUAUGUAGGGACGAUGAAAGAAAUUAUUACGUCACUCGAGGUUUUGUGAACGCAUGAAUGACAUGUAGGAAUGCACAUCGAAAUCAUUUCUCAUGGAUACCUAGUAUCACAAGAAAUAUGAAUUUUUUUUAUAUAUAAAUAUUACAACGAUCAGAGAAUUUACAUUAUCAUUUACAUUAUCAUAUUCAAUAACUCUUUUCCACGUUAUAUAAUUAAUACUUGUAUUUUUUUUAUUUAACUUCUGUAUGUACUAGUUUUUUGCAUUAUGAGGUCAAAAUAUAUGUGUCAGUAUUGCGCUUACUUGCAUCUUAUCAUGUAACGUUCGCGGUUUGAUUUUUGCAGAAAUCAAAAUAUCACGCGCCAUGUUCAGUAAAAAUCUGCGAAAAUCUGUUUCUUUGCGCAUCUUUCUCGUGAUUUUUUAAGGAUAAUACGAUACGAGAUGACAUGAAAGGAGCACAUGACGUAAAGAGUUUAUAAAACGGUUAAAAAGAAUUGCGGUCACUCGGACGUCGAGAGUCUGAAAACAUGAAAAAACGAACAUGCACAAAAGUGCAAAACAUUUUUUUACAUUACGUAACAUUAUGUUAAUGUAAUUGCGAGCAUGUAAUAGAUAUUUUUUCAUGUUCCAUUUUGAUCUCCUUGCUCUAUUGCGACCGUGUGUCAAUAUCUUUUCGAAACUGGUCUACCGAGAACCCGCAGGUAAUUCGGCUUCACUAUUUAGGUCACCCAGUUGUGGUUCACCACUCUUGAUCAGAUGAAAACUUUUUUACUCUAAUCCCCGUCACUUGUUCGAUUAACCGCGAUCAGUCAAAAUAUUCGGUACCAGGCACAACCAAUAGCCGUGCAAUUGCUUCUUCUCUUUGUGACAUACAAGAGAAUAAAUCAUGCCGGAGAAAUCACGCUGGAUCUACGUCGGUGCAAUUAGAACGAUCCUGAUAAUGAUCACUACAACAAAUUUAUGUUCUACAAAGCCGGAAAACCGGAGCUCAAUGCUAUUCUCAUAAUUUCAUAAUUUCUCAUUGAGAAAUCAUGGAUCUCACAUAUCGUUGAUGUCAAAAAAAUAUUAGAUCAAGGCCGGAUCAAACUGAUCAAGGAUCAGAUAAUAUUACCUCAAUGAAACCUUUACAAUACAUAGUGCGAUAAUAGUCGCAACGGUGGAACCUUGCGGGAACCUUCACGUUACAUUUCCGUUAUGUUACAUGUGAUUCCUGUCAGUUGCAAAAAGAUCUCGUUCUUUUACUUCGAAGAUGUAAGAACGAAUUUGAACGUUACCAUGCGCACGCGAGAACUUUUAACGACAGAAACGGUUUCGAAAGUAAUCGGCCUCUAAAUACACCUGCGUGAAUUUAACAAUCGACCGUCGAGGGAUCGCUCUCGUUCCACGACAAUAAACUCGUUUUAUGUCGAAAAGUCAUUUUAGAAGUAUUUCAGUUUUACCCGCACAUCGACACAUGUGCGUCUUGCAGGGGCUGAACUUUAAAUACGUGAAUUAUUCAAAUGUCGUCUCCGUGUCUCGAAGGUAAAUAUGGUUUUUCCGCGUUGAAGACAAAUUAACUCCGACUAUUCUACGCCACAUGUUCUAUUAUUCAUCGCAAAAAUCUCUGAAGAAAAUGUUAUGAAGGACGAAGAAAAAUAUUAUUUUAUUCACCCCCUCGAGGAUUAUCGAGGAAGUCGCCUGUGCAGGAUACUCGUGCACUACCCUCCACCCCCAGCGUUCCUCGACAACUCUGGGAAUUCCUGUUCAUCUCUACAAGACCAGCUGGACCAACCGUUCGAGGAAUGAAAUUGAAGGACGUUCGAUGAAUAGACUGAUGAAUCGAAGAUGACAUAAGUGGCAAGGGAGGUGCACGUACGCGAGGAGAGCGACGUCAGGAGAGGCGCCGUCGAGGAAGGGGCACCAACGAGGAGGUGGGAAGAGCCAAGACCGGCGGCUCAACCGGACCGACAAAAUGCGGUCCGUUUUACUCGUGAAAAGUCGGCGGGGCAGAAAAGAAGAUCGACGGAUCCGUACCCGCGCGCGAGGAGAAAGUUAUAAGCACGCGCCGAUACCUGCCGGUGUCCACGUCCACGUCCAGGUUGCUCACUUGGUCGACCACCAGCGCGAAACGUCCGUCUGAUCAUUUUAAUCGUCAUCGUUGAGCUUCGAGAACCCUACCAUCCUCGUCGCCAAUCGUCCCUCGGCGUCAUCCUAUCAGGUAAGUGAAAAUCGAUCAAACUGAUCGGCUGAUCGACACGCGAGACACGUCCAGGCCGCUCGACCGUCGCAGCGGAUCCGCGACGCGCGUUUUUCCAGUCGUAAUUCGUUCGUCAUACAGCGUCUUGAGCCCCCAAGAACCUCCGCGCGUUCUCCACGUCGCCCUUCUGCGUUUACGGGUGUGCGAGAGUGCAGGGGUUGAAGGGGUUGAAAGGUCUCCUGGCAGAGCGGCGUGAGUACACCGAUCCAUCGCAGAGAUGGUGGAAGUACUGCUGGACCGAGUCGACGGCCAGGAAGUGGCCGUCGUCGAAUCGAACUGCAUACCGGAACCACCCGCAGAAUGCACGCCGACAGAGCGCACGUCGGCGGAAAAGCCGAUCAACGAGAAGCUCUCGCCGAUCCAGGAGUUCUACUACGGUCAGAGCAUCUUCAUCACUGGCGGUACCGGCUUCAUGGGCAAGCUGCUGAUCGAGAAGAUCCUGAGAACGUGUCCCGGCGUGGUGUCGAUCUACCUGCUGGUGCGCCCGAAGAAGGGCAAGGACGUGCAUCAGCGCACCGAGGAGAUCUUCGAUGACCCGCUUUUUGUGAAGCUUAAGGACGAGCAACCAAAGUUUCGCCAUCAGAUUGUCGCCGUCGCAGGAGACUGCAGCCAACCGAGUCUCGGGAUGUCCUCGCAAGAUCGUGCGACCAUUAUUCGUGAAGUUUCCAUCGUCUUCCACGUCGCAGCCACGGUCAGAUUCGACGAGAAGCUGAAGCUGGCGGUACCGAUCAAUGUUAGAAGCACGAGAGACAUCCUGAAUCUCUGCAAGGAGAUCGCGAAUCUCAAGUCUUUCGUGCAUGUAUCGACCGCGUAUGCAAAUUGCCCGCAAAACAUGAUCGAGGAGAAGUUUUACGACUCACCAAUGGAUUCCGACAAGCUAAUCGCGCUAAUGGAAUGCGUGGAGGACAAGUUGGCUGAAGACAUCACUCCGCAAUUAUUAGGAAAAUGGCCGAAUACUUAUACCUACACAAAAGCAGUCGCAGAAAAUGCGAUAAAGAAGCAUGGUGACGACUUGCCGGUCGGCAUCUUUCGUCCCGCCAUUGUAAUCUCAACGUAUCGAGAGCCGCUGCGUGGUUGGAUCGACAAUAUGUAUGGCCCAACAGGUGUUGCCGCUGGCGCUGGGACCGGAUUGCUACGAUCGAUCCAUUGUGAUGGUUCGGUACACGCAAACGUGGUGCCUGCCGAUUUGACAGUCAAUGCCUUAAUCGCAACUGCGUGGGAUGUAGCAGACAUUCGAAGGGUGAAUAACAAAUCACAUGGCGACAUUCCAAUUUACAACUACGUAUCCAAGGACAAUCCCAUAACUUACGACGAGUUGAAGGAAAUGUCAUCAAAGUAUGGUCUUGACAUUCCUUCCACCCGAGCAGUCUGGUACUACAGCUUCAGGAACAAUAAGCACAGGAUAGUUCAUCUUUUCUUCGUAUACUUUUGGCACUUGUUCCCGGCUCUACUCGUUGACACCGCGACUGUUUGCAUGGGAAAGCAACCGAGGUUGCUUAAGGUUUACAAGAAGAUACACAAAUUCAUGGACGUGCUGAAUUAUUUCGCCACGCAAGAAUGGAUGUUUACUAAUGAUCGAUUGCAUGCGUUACUGGCGAAGCUUACGUUCAAGGACCGCCAACAUUUCUAUUGCGACGUGCGGGAUGUCGACUGGAAUGUAUAUUUUGAGACGUAUAUUCUCGGCAUAAGGCUAUAUCUCAUCAAGGAUCCCUUGGACACCCUCCAUCAGGCACGCGUUAAAUGGCAAAGAUUAUACUGGUGCCAUCAAGCACUGAAAAUCAUCCUAGCUUACAUCGCCAUCAAGUUGUCCUGGUCGACUAUAUCCACCCUCUUCAGUUUCUUCAGCUUGGAACUGUGAUAGGAACGGUGUGAGUAGACGAGGCUGGAAAUCCAGGAUCCAGCAUUUUGGAGACAGAUAUAGGUGACAGAGGUUGAUGUCUCGUUCGUAAGAAAGAAGCGCGACCGAAUUUCUUAGAGAAGCGGGGAAUCUCGAAGGAACGAAAUGGAAGGAUUAAUUCGCAACUCGAGUCUGUACGAUAUUGUAGUGCGAUAUUGUAUACAGGAUAGGAUACCUUUACGUAGCAGGAACAUUUAUAUAUAUAUAUAUAUGGUAGAGAGAAAAAGUAGAACAUUGGAGAGGAGGGACAAUGGUUCGCGUUCGCGUAAAAGUGUAAAAACCAUACACCUUGUUUCCCAAAGUAGAUUCGUAGAUUCCAAAGUAGGUCGCAGAAUUCGACGAUUAUGCCUUGCAGCGUGUGCGAAGGAUAUGCUCAACAUUGCGCUACAUCAAGUAAAUUUUUCUUACAUGAGACGAUGUAAGAUGAAAUGUUAUUUUUUACAACAUAGCGACGAUCGCAACAAUUACUUGGAUUUAAAGUAAAAGUUUUAAGUGAUAUAUUUUUCUCCCAUGCUUCUUCAGUUUUCAUUCGUACGGAAAUUAUCCACAUAAUGAAUGAAGAAAUAAUAAAAAUGUUUCAGCAAAGACACUUAUCAGGCUUUGAGAGAUAAAUUGAAACGUGUAUGCCAACUCGUUCUUUCGCUUAUCUGCUAAAUUCUCUUGUAUAAUUAAUUUGAAAAUAUCUAUCGAAAUCCUUCAUGUUAAUUUCUUAAUAACGAUGAAUCAUCUAAAUAAUACAAUGAGUCGAUGAAAUUGUUUCUCGACGAAAGAGCGAUCGGGGGGAGUCGGUAAAUAAGCUUUUAAUAAUUUGCAACCCGACGGAAUUUACGCUUACCUGUUUGUACUUAUUUCACGAAUCAGCAUUUCGCGUGCGCGCAACGAUCGAUUCGGCGAGGAAAGAAAUAAUUGGCGAGUACGCGUUAGCCCGCGUAGAGAGAAAUAACGCGUACCCGCGGUGAUUCAUACGCAUUCAUCGUAUCUUGUUUUUACUGUUGUAAAGAUUUAGAUACACACGAAGUACGAGCGAACCAAAGGGCUCUCAGAUGCUGAGAGAAAGCGUAUCUUGUUAACAGUUACGAUAUUAUAAUUGUAUAUGCAACACGUAUGAUAAUCUAGACACGUACAACGCGAUAACGCGUAUGUAUAUCGCAACCGUGACAAUAUACGGGUAUGUGGCAAAAUAUACAUAACGAAUGUUGAGACACGGCGUUUAUCUCCAUAAUCGACAGGUAGCAGCAGGCCCGCUAAAACAAUUAUUGAUACGUUGUUUGUUAGGAAUACUCUUUUCUUCUAUUCUUAGUUUCCCUUAAUUUAAAGAUCAUUAAGAUUGCAUCACAAUUAUAUUGGUUUCUAAGAGAGCAAAAAAAUAUUGGCUUUUAAGAGAAUUGAAAUCUACGUCCUUCGUGCAAAUUCAGUACUACGAUCACGCUCUUAUCACCUAACGAGCUAUUUGAUUUACAGGAUUUGAUUACAUAAUAAUAUUUUUCUGUUUGAAAGAUUGGUGAUGAAACAUUGCAUACGAUGAUAACGAACAGAAUACAUGCGCGCAUCGCGAGCAUUUGUGAAAGUUCAUUCCUGUGAACUUCCGUUGGACAAAUGCAACGUAAAGCAGGCGCUGAAUAAUGAUUUGUACUUUCUUAAUACUUUUUUAUAUGCGUUUGUAAAGUAUACUGUAAUUUAAUUAAAUCCUAAAUUUAACAGGAUAUGUAAUUACGGGCACGAAAUGAGAGAGAUGCGUGAAACAAUACAUAUAAUAUGCGAGCGUCGAAGUAACGUUAAUCGUUUUUGUUAUAAGUAUAUUUUUAUCUCUUAUACUGUUUGUUGUAAGAAAUUCAUGUAUAAGAUUUUGUAAAAUAAAUAUUGUUGUAUAUAUACCCA